Molecule: messenger RNA, 543 nt
Organism: Trypanosoma cruzi
Lineage: Eukaryota; Euglenozoa; Kinetoplastea; Trypanosomatida; Trypanosomatidae
Product: nucleoside transporter 1, putative
Exons: 1
Biological process (GO): nucleoside transmembrane transport
Cellular component (GO): plasma membrane
Molecular function (GO): nucleoside transmembrane transporter activity
Source: RefSeq, a predicted model, not a curated record
GACCAAGUGGAAAACAUCACCUCGACACAGCAAAUGCUGAAUGCGCAGAUAGCAACCGUUUUCAAGUGUAUCUGGCCGAUGCUGCUCUCGUGCCUUGUAGUUUUUAGUGCGACCCUCCUCAUCUUUCCCGGUGUGUUUUUUGCUGCAGGCACUUCGAAAGAUUGGUACCCGACGAUCAUUGUUGCCAUGUUCAAUCUUGGUGACUUUUUGUCGCGUUUCCUGUUGUUUUUCAAACGUCUGCAGCCCUCACCGCGAUUUGUGCUGGCUGGGUCGUUCUUGCGCACGCUCAUCGUUCCGUUUCUGGUGCUGUGUGUGCGCGGGAUCAUCCCUGGUGACGUCCCCCCGUACAUUAUGUGCCUGUUGUGGGGUCUGACCAACGGCUACUUUGGUGGGAUGGCGAUGAUCCACUGCACCCGCACGCCGUCGCUGACGAUGGCCGGUCAGCGCUCCAUUGCUGGCAUCAUGGCAAACCUGUCACUCCUGCUGGGCCUGUUUUUGGGUUCCUCCCUGGCCAUGGCGGUGAUGAAAGGACUGCCGCGAUAG